AUGCCUAACUCAAGUGAGCAGUCGCAUUUUGGUGGCUCUCUGGGCCAGCGUGGCCCUGAAUGGAUUGAAGGCCAAAACGACAGGGCUGCAAGUCGCUGUCACUACUGUGGCACCAUUGCGGGACGUAGGAAUUCUCUGGCACUGGCUGGGAGAGACGUUGGAGUGAUGUUUCACCAUCACGUAGAUCUUGGAGAGAAACAGGAUCCAGUCCUCCAGGCCCCCCUGUACAGGCAUAUCCAGCAGGACCAGCAGGGUCAGCAGCUACUGAGGAAAAACUCUGUGCCCGAUCUUAGCAGCAGCUUCUACCUCAGGCAAGUGAUGGCAGGCAGAGCCUCUGCAUCACCACAGGAUUACUACCUGGCUGACGCUACCUUAUCUGGUCAGCCACCUGAAGAGCCUGGCUUUUAUAGGGAUAACCAGCACCACCUCACCAGAUCAGCCCUGCAUUAUGGGCCCAGUGCUGGGGCGGUGAGGCCUAUCUGGGAUCAAGGACAGGCAAGAGCCACACCUUCCAUGCUGGCCUCUGCCACUACACCUAGUCCGGCGCCUCCCCCCCCCUCACCCCCUCCCCCGCCUCCUCCGCCACCUCCUCCCCCUCCUCCCCCUCCUGUUCACGAGCUGAGCUGUUUGUACAGGGAAACUCUGGGAUCUAAGAUGAUCCCAGACGUCCAGCGUAUUGGUGGUAGCUCUCCUGCUUCUGAAGUCUACGGGGUUCAGCCCCCUCUUCCUGUUUACGCUGCUGAGCCACCGUCUCUCUCUCCGCGCCAAGCUUAUUACAAUAUCAACAGCUUGCCCCUGGACUCCUGCCAACGGGCUGCCACCAGUUCAGUGGUGGACGCAGCUUCUCAGGGAAUGGACGGAGCUCUCCCUCGGGUUUAUGGAGCUGUAGCCUCCCAGAGGCUGCCUUACGACCCAAACUAUGACCCCAGCUCAGCCAUGGUGCCUGCCACAGCUGGAGUGACCUCCAGCCUGCCUCUUCACCAUCCCAGUGCUGCAGACCCCAAGAAGAUGGUGGACCCUGCCUUCCUGGCUUUCCUUCGAGCUGAAGGCUUGGCUGAGAGCACUAUCACUCUCCUGCUGCAACAUGGCUUUGAUUCCACUGCCAUGCUGGGGAUGAUGGAGGACCAUGAUGCCCGCUCUGUGGCCCCUAACUUGGCCCAGGCCCGUGUUUUGUCGCGUGUGGUGCUUGGUUGCAAGACAGGUGGGACAGUACCACGUACACGAUCCAACAGCUUCAGCCAUCGCAAUGACCUGUACAUGCAGCCCCAGGGUUUGACCAUGGACCCUGGCCUGAUGCAGCAACCUCCCACCACCAUCCAGACCGUGUCCCCCAGGAUGGGAGAAUUUCUUGGCAGAAGACCUAGCAGUGCACCCUCCCAACAUCUCCUGGAGACCACCACCUACCCAGUGGCACGGUCCCUGGCAAGUGGAGCUUUUUCAGUCAGCCCUGGAGGAUAUAGCAGUGCUGGGACUCAGGGACGCCCCUUUUCCAUGUACAAUGCCCACACCGGUCUUGCCAUGUCUGCUCUUGGACAACAGCCUCCACCAGCUCCGGGCACCCCUGGAGCAGCACCCAAAACCUUCUCUGGCUCCUAUUCCCCCAUGGAGCUGAUGAAGAGAGCCCCCAACCUUCCCCCAGCAUCGCCAGUAGCAGCACCAAGCCCUCUUCACAGCCCCCAACUUCUCCGGAAAGGAAUCAAUGCUGCUCCUGAGAGUAACAUUGUUCCCGCAACUUCUUCCUCCACUCUCCAUGCGCAAAAUCUUAACAAUACCAAGCUAGUAGGACGUCGCACUGGUCCACCUGUCAUAGUCUCAACCAUGGCCACCACACCUGACACAAGUAUUCGGCCCCAAAUCAUGAAUGGGCCAAUGCAUCCGCGCCCCCUAGUGGCGCUGCUGGAUGGGCGCGACUGCACCGUGGAGAUGCCCAUCCUGAAAGACUUGGCAACUGUUGCGUUCUGCGAUGCCCAGUCCACACAGGAGAUACACGAGAAGGUGCUCAAUGAGGCGGUUGGCGCUAUGAUGUACCACACCAUCACCCUGACCAGAGAGGACCUGGAAAAGUUCAAAGCUCUGCGCAUCAUCAUCCGCAUCGGCAGUGGCUACGACAACAUCGACAUCAAAGCUGCCGGAGAGCUGGGAAUCGCAGUCUGUAACAUUCCCUCGGCAGCCGUGGAGGAGACAGCAGACUCCACCCUGUGCCACAUUCUCAACCUUUACCGGCGAAACACCUGGCUCUACCAGGCUCUCCGGGAGGGCACGCGGGUCCAGAGUGUGGAGCAGAUCCGCGAGGUGGCAUCCGGUGCCGCCCGCAUUCGUGGCGAAACCCUUGGCCUCAUCGGCUUCGGUCGUUCGGGCCAGGCGGUGGCGGUGCGAGCCAAGGUUUUCGGCUUCAACGUCAUCUUCUACGACCCCUACCUGCAGGACGGCCUGGAGCGCUCGCUGGGCGUCCAGCGCGUCUACACCCUGCAGGACCUGCUCUACCAGAGCGACUGCGUCUCCCUGCACUGCAACCUGAACGAGCACAACCACCACCUCAUCAACGACUUCACCAUCAAACAGAUGCGUCAGGGUGCGUUCCUGGUCAACACUGCGCGGGGCGGUCUGGUGGAUGAGAAAGCCUUGGCCCAGGCCUUGAAGGAGGGUAGGAUACGUGGAGCUGCCUUGGACGUCCACGAGACGGAGCCCUUCAGUUUUGCCCAGGGCCCGCUGAAAGACGCUCCGAACCUGAUCUGCACACCACACACAGCCUGGUACAGCGAGCAGGCCUCUCUGGAGAUGAGAGAGGCGGCUGCCACCGAGAUCCGAAGAGCCAUCACCGGCCGUAUCCCCGACAGCCUAAGAAACUGCGUCAACAAGGAGUUCUUUGUCACCACGGCACCAUGGGCAGUUAUGGAUCAACCAGGUGUUCACCCUGAGCUCAACGGCGCCGCCUACAGAUACCCGCCGGGUGUGGUUGGAGUGGCUCCGGGCGGCAUCCCGGGGGCGUUAGAGGGUAUGGUCCCGGGUGGGGUGCCCAUCGCCCACACCCUGCCCUCUGGUACACACCCCUCCCAGGCCCCGUCGCCCAACCAGCCCUCCAAACACGGCGAGACCAGAGAGCACCUCACCGAGCAAUAGCAGCAGAAGGGACACGAACGGCAACAUCUCAUCCGACCCGUCGACACUCAGAACCAACUAAUCACAAAGCAACAGACCAACUGGGACCAAGAGACAGUGAAACAACACAAGCGGCUGCCUGUUAAAUCAGUCGGCAACUGGGAACAAAAGAAGUGUUCCGGGGAAUUUGUACUUUUAACGUUUUAGUUUUUACUCUCUCUGUCUCUUUGGGUUCAGUACCGACUUUACUCUUUGAUGAUGAUGAUGUUUUUUUUUUGUUUUUCUUCGGGACAAGCCUAUGAUUGUGGACACAGAGUCCAGUGUUUUUAGCGCUCCGGGAUAUCCUGAUGAGACUCUGUCCCGUCCCCCCGCCCCGUACACCUCAGAGCUCAUGGGAAACGUAGGCCCACAUCUCAACACACCAACAGGAGAACAAGAGAAAAAAACUUUGGCAUCACGUGCUACUGGACCUGAACCCCCCACCC
Molecule: messenger RNA, 3584 nt
Organism: Xiphias gladius (swordfish)
Lineage: Eukaryota; Metazoa; Chordata; Actinopteri; Istiophoriformes; Xiphiidae
Gene: ctbp2l
Product: C-terminal binding protein 2, like
Exons: 9
Coding region: 1-3120 (1039 amino acids)
Molecular function (GO): oxidoreductase activity, acting on the CH-OH group of donors, NAD or NADP as acceptor; transcription corepressor activity; NAD binding
Source: RefSeq, a predicted model, not a curated record